This is a messenger RNA of Labrus bergylta (ballan wrasse), 4367 nucleotides long. NCBI's taxonomy places the organism in Eukaryota, Metazoa, Chordata, Actinopteri, Labriformes, Labridae. The record is from RefSeq and is a predicted model, not a curated record.
UCCACCGACAGGCACCGACUGAGCGUGGGGAGCCGAUAUGCGCGCCGCGGAGGACUUUCCUAUAAAAGCAGGGAUCCCACGCUCACGAGCUCGUCUCUCUCCGUCACCGCCACGAGAGUCACGAGCCGUCAGCUGCGUCUUUCUCCCGCCACAGUCCGGAGGAGCCUCAUCACCUCACCUGAUCCUGGUCUAUGGUUCUUAUGACUGAAGCACCAACGAGGAUGUCCCGGACCGACGAGGUGCACCGUAUAACGGAGAAUGUCUACAAGUCCAUCAUGGAGCAGUUCAACCCCUGCUUGAGGAACUUCAUCGCCAUGGGAAAGAGCUACGAGAAGGCGCUCACCAGUGUCACAUAUGCUGCAAAGGGCUACUUCGACGCUCUGGUGCGGAUGGGCGAGAUGGCCAGCGAAAGUCAAGGCUCUAAGGAUCUUGAAGAGGCAGCAUGGGAGGUGCUCUUCCAGAUGGCUGAAGUGCACAGACAGAUCCAGAUCCAGCUUGAAGAGAUGCUGAAGUCUUUCCACAACGAGCUGCUCACAGAGCUGGAGAAAAAGGUCGAGCUGGAUGCACGCUAUCUGAACGCUGCACUGAAGAAGUACCAGAUGGAGCACAAGGGCAAGGGUGAGAGUUUGGAGAAGUGCCAGGCAGAGCUGAAGAAACUGCGCCGGAAGAGCCAGGGCAGCAAGCACCCGUCCAAGUAUGGAGACAAGGAGAUGCAGUAUGUGGAGGCCAUCAGCAACAAGCAGAGCGAGUUGGACAACUACAUCGCUGAGGGCUACAAGAACGCUCUGUCCGAGGAGAGGAGGAGGUACUGCUUCCUGGUGGACCGUCAGUGUGCCGUGGCGAGGAACAGCAGUACCUACCAUGGCAAGGGGAAGGAGCUCUUAUCCCAGAAGAUCCCAGUGUGGCAGCAGGCCAGCACUGAGCCUAACAAGCUGCCCGAUCGGGCCAUGUUCCUGGCCCAGCAGAUGAGCUCUACAGCUGGUACCUUGCCUCCAGGAGCUCAUCAUCCAGGCAUGCCCAUUUCUGAGCCCAUCCCUGGGGCUAAACCUCUACCGGUGCCUCCAGAACUGGCAGCCCUGAGGGCUAGUGGGGGCCUGGGACAGCAGAGGCUGAUGGGGGGGCUGGAAGGAGGGAUGCCUCUGAUGAACGGCACCACAGGCGUCCACGGUGGAGAGGACUACCAGCAGUGGAUGGAGGCAAAGGUGGCCCAGGGCAAAACUUCAACACAGAGGCACGGAGUAGAGGUCUUCUCCAACACCCUGCCUGUGCGCAAAGUGGCCCCAGCCAAGAACAAGACAGCACUGAUGGAGACCCGGACUCUGCCACGGUCCAGCUCCAUGGCAGCAGGACUGGAGAGAAACGGGAGAACUCGAGUUCAGGCCAUCUUCUCGCACGCUGCUGGUGACAACAGCACUCUGCUGAGCUUCGCUGAAGGCGACGUGAUAACCCUGCUGGUCCCAGAGGCCCGAGAUGGCUGGCACUAUGGAGAGAAUGAGAAGAACAGGAUGCGUGGCUGGUUCCCCUUCUCCUACACCAGAGUGAUCCCUGAAAAUGACCCACAUUCCAUGAGGCAACUUCGAGUACACAACCUCCAGCACGGGAAGAGCAGCAGCACAGGAAAUCUUCUGGAGAGAGAAGACAUGUCUCUGUCUGUCUCUGACUACGGCCUCCACUCCCGCAUGAUGGCACAGAGCGCUGCUGCGCUGCAUGGCAGACAACAACGCCCCUACAGCGUGGCGGUGCCAGGCUUCUCACAGCAAGGAGUUGAAGAAUACGAGCCACGCUUCCCUACAAGUACGGGGCCUGAUUACGCCCAAUUUUGAGUGACCAAAAGACAUCCAAUGAUCCACCCAACAUGCCUGCCGUGGAGGCACCACCCAAUCCGCCCCUUUCGGACGAUGAGGAGGUUGAAGAGGUGAAGGACACCCUGCUCGAUGAAGCUCAGUAUGACUCCCUUGAGAAGGCAUUGAGCAUCCCUGGAAGGGUCUACUGAGCUCCCCCUCUGUUCAAACAAGCUGUGGGCAGAUCUCACCUCAGCUUUAAAGCUGUGAUUCAACUUCUACAUUAAUGAGCAACUAUAUGAUAAGAACCAAAUUCCUGUUUUAGUGGAGAGAUAAUCUGAUAUAAAUAAAAGCUAGAUGUGAUUCUGAUCUUCAAGCAUGGAAAGCACGUUGAAAGCCGGAAAAAUCUGGCAUUUCUCUGGAUUCUUUUCACUGAGUGCAUUUUCAGGCAUGUGCUCACAGUUCUGGGUAAUAGUGAUGGACAUCAGUUCAUAUGUUUGACCCUUCAGAAUCUUGUGAUAUGACGUUGAUGUUCACCUCUGUGGCUCAUUGAGAUUAUUUGUUCAAAUUUAAAGCGACUUCCAUCUGAUCUCUACCCAAAGACUGCCCCCUAAGGGGCUUCUGAUGUGGACUGACAGGAUCUGUAUCCGGUCUGAUUAGUCGUCUAAAAACACCUCUACGCUUUUAAAACACAGCUUACUUUGUCAACAGAAAGGCUUUAGGGGCAGUAAGCUAAACAUCUCAUCAGGUAUUUCACCUUUCAGUCUCACCUGUAAUACUGCCCUCUCACAGGCCAGCCUAGCAUACCAACUGGUGUUGGAGCUGCUGAGUCAAACACUGUUACAUACAUCCAGACAUCAGGUGUGUUAUUUGAUACAAGACAGAUCAUCGAAAGGACUAACGGUCAGCUGAUGAUGUAGAGAAGAUGUCCUAAAGAUAGACUAGGCAGAAGAAUCAACAGUAUCUGUGGGGUAAUUAGUGAUCACAUGAGAAGCACAAUAGUACUCGAUCUCCUGUAUCAUCUACUGUAACUGUAUAAUCACAGGAAAUCUUCUGUAUUCAGACAGCACUGCAGCUGUUCGUGCAGUCAUGAUUACAGUAUCGAUUGGAUUUGACGUUUGAUUAAUGUCGUGUUCAAGCAGUUCAUGAGAUCUUCUUAAAGCAACAGAGAAUUCUUCAAUAAUUGAAUCAACAAGAGAAACACUUUGUGCUUGCAUGUUGUCUUCUGUCAUGUUGGAUAUAACUGAGGACUCAAGCGACCAGGGUUACACUGAUGAAGGUUUGUAAUGGGUAAACUGGGCUGAAACUGGUCUCAUAAAGAAAAAUACCUUUUUUAAGUGAUCCCUCUCCAUGUCAUCAGCUGAUCCACAUAAUCAGCUGAUCCCUCUCCACAUAUCAGCUGAUCCACAUCAUCAGCUGAUCCACAUAAUCAGCUGAUCCCUCUCCACAUCAUCAGCUGAUCCACAUCAUCAGCUGAUCCCUCUCCACGUCAUCAGCUGAUCCACAUAUCAGCUGAUCCACAUAAUCAGCUGAUCCCUCUCCACGUCAUCAGCUGAUCCACAUAUCAGCUGAUCCACAUAAUCAGCUGAUCCCUCUCCACAUCAUCAGCUGAUCCACAUCAUCAGCUGAUCCCUCUCCACGUCAUCAGCUGAUCCACAUAUCAGCUGAUCCACAUAAUCAGCUGAUCCCUCUCCACAUAUCAGCUGAUCCACAUCAUCAGCUGAUCCCUCUCCACGUCAUCAGCUGAUCCACAUAUCAGCUGAUCCACAUCAUCAGCUGAUCCCUCUCCACAUCAUCAGCUGAUCCACAUCAUCAGCUGAUCCCUCUCCACGUCAUCAGCUGAUCCACAUAUCAGCUGAUCCCUCUCCACAUCAUCAGCUGAUCCACAUCAUCAGCUGAUCCCUCUCCACAUCAUCAGCUGAUCCACAUCAUCAGCUGAUCCCUCUCCACAUCAUCAGCUGAUCCACAUAUCAGCUGAUCCACAUCAUCAGCUGAUCCCUCUCCACGUCAUCAGCUGAUCCACAUCAUCAGCUGAUCCACAUCAUCAGCUGAUCCCUCUCCACGUCAUCAGCUGAUCCACAUAUCAGCUGAUCCACAUCAUCAGCUGAUCCCUCUCCACGUCAUCAGCUGAUCCACAUCAUCAGCUGAUCCCUCUCCACAUCAUCAGCUGAUCCACAUCAUCAGCUGAUCCCUCUCCACAUCAUCAGCUGAUCCCUAUCAUCAGCUGAUCCACAUCAUCAGCUGAUCCCUCUCCACGUCAUCAGCUGAUCCACAUCAUCAGCUGAUCCACAUCAUCAACUGAUCCACAUCAUCAGCUGAUCCCUAUCAUCAGCUGAUCCACAUCAUCAACUGAUCCACAUCAUCAGCUGAUCCCUCUCCACGUCAUCAGCUGAUCCACAUCAUCAGCUGAUCCACAUCAUCAACUGAUCCACAUCAUCAGCUGAUCCCUAUCAUCAGCUGAUCCACAUCAUCGGCUGAUCCCUCUCCACAUCAUCAGCUGAUCCACAUCAUCAGCUGAUCCCUCUCCACAUCAUCAGCUGAUCCCUAUCAUCAGCUGAUCCACAUCAUCAGCUGAUCCACAUCAUC